GGCCUUGACUAGGUCUACUCCUUCAUCCUGGUUACCAACAUCAUAGUUGGCGUCUAGCGCUAUUUUAUACAAUUUAGCCUUAAUAAGGACUCGCUUGAAUACCACUGUGGGACCCUUGGUUCUCUCCUCACUCCACAAAAAUCUUCUCUCCAUCCAUCAGCUGCCAUUGUCAAAGACUCUGGACUCCAGACUGAGGUCAUUUAUAGGCUGAACUAUUUGUCCAGUGAGACCAUAGCCAGCCAUGAAGUCCUAUAUCAUCUUCAUUUUCAUGACUGCCACUGUUGUCACUCUAGAAAAUAUGAAAGUACUGGAAGAUCUCCCCAUUCCUUACCUGGUGUACUUGCAGGCCAGCCCCGAGCCCUGUGUGGGGGUCCUCAUUCACCCCGAGUGGGUCUUGACAGCCGCUCACUGCCCCUUACCUGAAAAAAUCCGACUGGGAGUUAAUCAACCCAGCUUCAAAAAUAAGAGAGAACAGCUGCGCAAUUACUCAAUGACUGUGACUCACCCUGAAUUUGAUGAAAAAACCCUGAAAAAUGACCUGAUGUUGAUAAAACUCUCCAGGGAAGCUGGUAUCAACUCCUAUGUGGGAACUAUCGCCAUAGCUAUGGAACCUUCAUUGUUUAAUGACACCUGCUUUAUUCCAACCUGGAUGUGGGUUGACUAUAAAAACAUUACUGAACCUGAUAUCCUGACAUGGAUAAACCAACACAUUCUUCCCUCUCGUGACUGCCAGAAUAUGCUUCUGACACAAGAACAAAAAACCACAGUGAACAUCAUGUGUAUAGGACAACCUCUAACUAUCCUAUCUAAAAUUGAGGAAGUUUCAGCGGCUCCAGCCAUUUGCAGCGGGAGAGUGCAGGGAAUCUUGUCCUGGACCAAAGGUUCUAUCACCCUGGGAAGUGAAGGAUUCUUCACAGAGAUUCAUCCUUAUGUAAAAUGGAUCACAGAAAUCAUGACUACCCACUGAAGUGACCCUCUCAAUGUAAUGUCUGCAUAAUUUCCACACUGGGUCCACAACACACUUCAUCUUUCUUGUGCAAAAUUCAAGGUGAAAACAUCCAAUA
Messenger RNA from Cavia porcellus (domestic guinea pig), 1064 nucleotides. Its product is annotated as serine protease 58-like. Gene Ontology annotation, biological process: proteolysis. NCBI's taxonomy places the organism in Eukaryota, Metazoa, Chordata, Mammalia, Rodentia, Caviidae. Gene Ontology annotation, molecular function: serine-type endopeptidase activity. The transcript is spliced from 5 exons. Bases 242 to 967 code for a protein of 241 amino acids. The record is from RefSeq and is a predicted model, not a curated record. Gene Ontology annotation, cellular component: secretory granule.